Molecule: messenger RNA, 1559 nt
Organism: Ceratosolen solmsi marchali
Lineage: Eukaryota; Metazoa; Arthropoda; Insecta; Hymenoptera; Agaonidae
Product: glycogen synthase kinase-3 beta
Exons: 8
Coding region: 23-1477 (484 amino acids)
Biological process (GO): cell differentiation; positive regulation of proteasomal ubiquitin-dependent protein catabolic process; signal transduction
Cellular component (GO): axon; nucleus; cytosol
Molecular function (GO): protein serine/threonine kinase activity; ATP binding
Source: RefSeq, a predicted model, not a curated record
GAGGGAGAGAGAGAGAAGAAAAAUGGCCCCAGCAAGCUUGCUGGAUUGGUCAGAGCCGCGGCAGCAGUGGCGUUAUCCCAAGGGGAUGACGGUAACCACUAGGAUACAUAACUCUCAAACAAUUAAGAUGCAAAGCACGAUAGAUCUGAACGACAAGGAGGCGGACACAGCAUACAAAAAGAUUUGCAAGUUUCUUAGAAGACUCAAGUCCAAGAAAUGCAAGGAUGGCAACAAGGCAACGACAGUGGUAGCGACACCUGGCGCUGGCCCGGAUCGUCCUCAAGAAAUUUCCUACACCGACACCAAGAUUAUCGGCAAUGGCAGCUUCGGUGUUGUCUACCAAGCCAAGCUUUGUGAAACCAAUGAGACCAUCGCGAUCAAGAAAGUCUUGCAGGACAAGCGGUUUAAGAACAGAGAAUUGCAAAUAAUGCGACGCCUCGAACAUUGCAACAUCGUCAAACUAAAGUAUUUCUUUUACUCUAGUGGUGAUAAGAAGGAUGAAGUUUAUCUCAAUCUAGUUCUGGAAUACGUCCCCGAAACCGUGUAUAAAGUUGCUCGACACUACAGCAAGAGCAAGCAAACGAUACCAAUCAGCUUCAUUAAGCUAUACAUGUACCAGCUUUUCCGAUCACUGGCAUAUAUCCACUCGUUAGGGAUUUGUCACAGAGACAUAAAGCCGCAAAAUCUACUUCUCGACCCGGAGACUGGGAUACUGAAGCUGUGCGAUUUCGGCUCGGCUAAACACCUCGUCAAAGGCGAGCCAAAUGUCGCUUAUAUAUGCAGCCGCUAUUAUCGUGCCCCCGAACUCAUCUUUGGCGCUAUUGAUUACACCACGAAAAUUGAUGUAUGGAGCGCCGGCUGCGUUCUGGCAGAACUUCUCCUAGGACAGCCUAUUUUUCCUGGGGAUAGUGGUGUGGAUCAAUUAGUCGAGAUAAUCAAGGUUCUCGGUACACCGACACGUGAACAGAUUCGCGAAAUGAAUCCUAACUACACCGAAUUCAAAUUCCCACAAAUUAGGUCUCAUCCUUGGCAAAAGGUAUUCAGGGCGCGCACGCCCCCGGAAGCGAUGGACCUCGUGGCGAAGCUCCUGGAGUACACGCCGUCGCAGCGCGCGACGCCCCUCGGUGCCUGCGUCCACAAUUUCUUCGACGAGCUGCGCGAACCCGGCAUGAGGCUGCCCAACGGACGGGAGCUGCCGCCCCUUUUCAAUUUCACCGAGCACGAGCUGAGGAUCCAACCGAUCUUCAAUAACAUGCUUCGGCCCAAGUACAGCCAGCAGUCGGGUAAAGGCGCCCAAUCAACUUCGGCGACGAGCGCCACCGGGACCGACGUUAACCCCGCGAGCGGACUCGCGGUCCCCGGGACCCAGCAGGCCACGGGCAGUAGCGUCGGUGAGGAGGCCGAGGCGCAGGUCAGCGCUGCCCAACUACCCGACGCCCAGCAGAGCGCCGACUCCAGCCAAUCGAACAUGGCUUAGAACGGGUUUGUGCUUUAUGGAGAAUCGGCUUCUUUUUCUCGUCUUUCUUUCUAUUUGAUUCUUAAUUCAUUUUAUUUUUAAA